GAGGCAUUGAACACUUUUCUAGCCUAACUCUCUGAGAAAUUCACCAACUACGUAGUCUGAGCUAAGACUCCACCCUCCAACCUUAAUUAAAGAAAACAGGUUUUGUUUUUGUCAACAUUUUCAUUGAAUUUCAAGACCUUAAUGUGUUGUCCCCCUCAUCAUCACCACCCACAUUUAUACACCACCUAGGUUUGCUCUCUUCUCCCUUCUCCAUACUCCUUCAUUUCUCAUUGGUUUAAUGGUCUUUGAAUCUGCUUUUAAUUCUCUCCUCAGCCAUCAUUGAUUCAAAGCUAGUUUUUUCUCUCAAUUUGAUAAUAACAACCAUGUACUUGUUUCAUUAACUUUGUUCACCCAUCUUCAAUUGGAUAACAACCAUAGCCUACCUCAAAUAGAUUUUCCAAGAAGGUGCUAUUUAUUUUGUCUCUAAUCCCUUACAUUGCCGAGUUCUUCUAUUCAUGUCUGGUGUUCAUAUUCAAGAUCCAAGGGAACCAAUUUGUCUGCAUUUUUAUCUGUAAUAUCUGGUAUGGAUCUUGUAAGCAGAAGAUACUUGAUUUAUGCUUCACAACAUGGGCCACAACCACAAGCACUUUCACCAAUCACAAGUCCAGGGAGUUCAAUCUUUCAUCCUCACCAGCAUUCUUCUAGCACCAGUUUUCCCAUCAUUGCAAUUGCCAUAAUAGGAAUAAUGGCCACGGCUUUCUUGCUUGUGAGCUACUACAUCUUUGUGAUCAAGUGCUGCCUCAAUUGGCACCGAAUUGAUGUUCUAAGACGUUUCUCUCCAUCUAGAAGGCGUGAAGAUCCACCACCAACAUACUCACCAGGCACAGAUACUCGUGGACUAGAUGAGGCACUGAUCCGGUUAAUCCCAGUGAUUCAAUACAAAGCACAAGGGGAUAAUAGAGACUUAGAAGAGAGAAGAUUCUGUGAAUGUGCUGUUUGCUUGAAUGAGUUUCAAGAAGAUGAGAAGCUCAGGAUUAUACCAAAUUGCUGCCAUGUGUUUCACAUUGAUUGCAUAGAUGUUUGGCUUCAGAGCAAUGCCAAUUGCCCUCUUUGUAGAACAACCAUUUCCUUGACAAGCAGAUUCCACAUUGAUCAGCUUCUCAACCUAAGGCCUUCUUCUUCUUAUCCUCAUGAUCAAACCCCACCUAGGGAAAACCUCAUUGGUGGUGAUGAAGAUUUUGUUGUGAUUGAAUUGGGUAGUGAUCAUGAUAGAAGCCAAAAUUUGCAAGAAAGAGGCAAUGCUUUGGAGUUACCAACAUGUCCUAUUAGUCCUUCUUCACCAAGGAAGCUAUUGGAACAUAGAAAUGUGCAGAAGAAGAAAACAAUGAAACUGCAGAAAGUGACAAGCAUGGGGGAUGAGUGUAUUGAUAUUAGAGCCAAAGAUGACCAGUUCUCAGUGCAACCAAUAAGGAGGUCUUUCUCCAUGGACUCAUCAGGGGAUAGACAGUUCUAUUUAGCAGUUCAAGAAGCUCUGAGGCAUCAGAACAGGCAAGUCAAUGAGGUCAACUCCAUUGAAGGUUGCAGUGGUAGUGGUAGUAGAGCCAAGAGGUCAUUCUUUUCCUUUGGACAUGGAAGUAGAUCCAGGAGUUCUGUGCAACCUGUUUCUUUGGACCCCUAAAAUUUCUCCUUUGUCCCUCUUCCCCUCUUUCCAUUAUGUUUGCAACGUGCAAGUUUCUUAAGUCUUUACUUUUUUUAUUUUAUUAUUCUUUUGGUGAGAUAGAGAUGUUGCUAUGUUAGAUGUAUGAACAGGUCAUAGGAUUGUAUGACAAACAAACAUUCAAUUGGAUUUAAUUUUUAACUUAAAACCAUUAUUUCUGUAUUAUGUAUGUUUCUGAGUGUGUAUAAAAAUUAUGGCAUGGUGUUUUGA
Molecule: messenger RNA, 1867 nt
Organism: Glycine soja
Lineage: Eukaryota; Viridiplantae; Streptophyta; Magnoliopsida; Fabales; Fabaceae
Product: RING-H2 finger protein ATL16-like
Exons: 1
Coding region: 524-1618 (364 amino acids)
Biological process (GO): protein ubiquitination
Molecular function (GO): transferase activity
Source: RefSeq, a predicted model, not a curated record